AACAAAGUUCACGUGGAGUGAAUUUUCAACCAAUUUUAAUUAAAAUUUAAUUAUUUUUCAAAAAUGAUGGGGCAAUUUGACGACGCUGAAGAGCCUCUCGUGCAAAAACCCGUCGAAGAAAUCCUUCCUGAGUUACAAAAAGUCACAAUUAACGACUCCCUGUUCGACGAUUUGCGUGCCUCGUUCAAAACGAAGUACGACAAAGACGAUAAUCUCGAGGAGCUUGACUACGACAACGAAGACGAGGCUUAUUCCGACGAGGAUUUGUACGAAUAUGGCGAUGACGGGAAGAAAAAUGCCCCAAACUUGAACAUUAAUGGUCGUCACACGAACACGCAACAAUCCACAAAUAAAGUUUCCAGCUAUCAACCUUCGGAGAAGCUCUUUAAACGUUUCACGAACAAAAUUAACGUCGAAAAAUACGAACCAUCAUUACCAAAAAUGGCUGUGAACGCAUUGAUGGAAAAAGAUCGUCGUUUCGACGCGGAUCGACUUCGAAGCAAGGAUAAACAAGAUCGCGCAACAGCUGAACAAGUCAUGGAUCCGCGCACGAGAAUGAUUUUGUUCAAAUUAUUAAAUCGCGGAAUGAUUUCGGAAAUUAACGGAUGCAUUUCAACCGGCAAAGAAGCGAAUGUGUAUCACGCAACGUCAAAAACUGGCGAAGAUUUUGCGAUAAAAAUUUACAAAACCUCAAUUUUGGUUUUUAAAGAUCGGGACAAGUACGUUUCAGGCGAAUAUCGUUUCCGGCAUGGAUAUUGUCGACAUAAUCCGCGUAAAAUGGUUCGAACGUGGGCUGAAAAGGAAAUGCGAAAUCUCGUUCGAAUGCAAAAUUCGGAAAUGCCUGUGCCGCAUCCCAUUUUGCUGCGAGGUCAUGUCCUGCUGAUGACUUUUAUCGGAGAAAAUGGAUGGCCCGCACCGAAAUUGAAGGAUGUUGAACUUUCAUCUUCAAAGGCGCGCGAACUUUAUCGCGAUUGUGUCGUCAUGAUAUGGACCAUGUACAAAAAAUGUCGUCUCGUGCAUGCAGAUUUGUCGGAAUUUAACAUUUUAUAUCACAAAGGAAAGCUGGUCAUCAUCGACGUAUCCCAAUCCGUGGAACAUGACCAUCCGCAUGCUUUGGAGUUUUUGCGGAAAGAUUGCACAAAUGUCAGUCACUUUUUCAGAAAAUACGAAGUUUCGACGAUGACGGUGAAGGAAUUGUUCGAUUUUGUCACAGAUCCGACGAUAACAGACGAAAAUAUGGAAGAACGGUUGCUUGCGAUUUCAGAAAAAAUUUCGGAAAGGAAUUUGGAUGAAUUAACGGCGCAGGAGAAAAUCGAUGAAGAAGUUUUUAAACAAGCUUUUAUUCCGAAAAGGUUGAAUGAGGUUUACGACGUUGAACGAGAUAUUUUUGAGAAGAAAGCUGAUACUGAUGAGUUGAUUUAUAAGACAAUUACGGGCCUUGACACUGCUGCGAAUGCAUCUGAAGAAAAAGAUAAACCUGAAGACGAAUCCUCAUCAAAUGAAGACGACAGCGACUCCGAAAACAGUGAAAAUGAAGAAAACGGAUCCUUCGUGAACAGUAGUCGCAACAAAAACGAAACCCCGGAAGAGAAAAAGGCCCGCAAAAAAGCCAUCAAAGAUGCUGCUGCCGAAAAACGCAAAACAAAAGUGAAGAAACACAUCAAGAAACGCAAAGAAAAACAAUACAGUAAAAAUAAGAAAUAAUUUUAUUUGUACAAAAGUCAUGAAAGUGAAUUAAAAAAAGUGAAAUA
Messenger RNA from Culicoides brevitarsis, 1751 nucleotides. RefSeq names its product serine/threonine-protein kinase RIO1 (gene RIOK1). NCBI's taxonomy places the organism in Eukaryota, Metazoa, Arthropoda, Insecta, Diptera, Ceratopogonidae. Gene Ontology annotation, molecular function: protein serine/threonine kinase activity; ATP binding. The transcript has 4 exons. The coding region runs from base 64 to 1704 and encodes 546 amino acids. Gene Ontology annotation, cellular component: cytosol; preribosome, small subunit precursor. The record is from RefSeq and is a predicted model, not a curated record. Gene Ontology annotation, biological process: maturation of SSU-rRNA.